AUGGAGAAUGAGAGACUAAUCUUCAACAGUGGUUACACCUGUGGCUACGUACCGUAUGGCAAUGCUAGUGCCCAGACCUGCGUCUCUGAAGUCUCUACUGGGGAAUUCUCUGCAAUACAAUGCUACGGUUCAACAAGCGUCUUGACCCAGCAGACUAUACCCGCUACUGUUGCUGCGUCUGAGACUGUCACCACGUCCUACACGACACCAAAUGUCAUUGUGCAGACCAUGACAAUCAAAGCCCCUCUUUUUCAGAUCAUCCACCAAUCCACCGACCUGCCAAAAUCCAUGUCAACUAUAUCAACAACGCAGACGUCACAGCCAGGCACUUCCUUGUCGACCGGCGCGAAAGCCGGAAUUGGUGUUGGUGCUGCCGCAGGAGGUCUGAUCCUCAUCGGAGCCGCCCUGUUCCUGCUUUAUUGGAGACGAAAAAGGGAUCAACGGCUAUUUAACCCGGUCGCUGAUGAGCCCCAUGAUCUAGCAGAUGAACCCCAUGAACUAGCAACAGAUACAUCCAAGGCGGAACUUCCCGGUCAUGCAAUUCCAGUAGAGGUGGAUGCAUUGAAGGCUCGCCUGCCGCCUGCUGAGCUUGGUUGA
Messenger RNA from Penicillium canariense, 597 nucleotides. RefSeq lists its product as uncharacterized. The record is from RefSeq and is a predicted model, not a curated record. Lineage: Eukaryota; Fungi; Ascomycota; Eurotiomycetes; Eurotiales; Aspergillaceae. The transcript has a single exon. The coding region runs from base 1 to 597 and encodes 198 amino acids.